Messenger RNA from Daldinia decipiens, 2120 nucleotides. RefSeq lists its product as uncharacterized. The transcript has a single exon. NCBI's taxonomy places the organism in Eukaryota, Fungi, Ascomycota, Sordariomycetes, Xylariales, Hypoxylaceae. The record is from RefSeq and is a predicted model, not a curated record. Bases 652 to 2058 code for a protein of 468 amino acids.
GUGUAACUGAAUGUCGAUAAAGAACAGAAAGUUAGGUACCUAACCUAGAGCACAUGUACUGCCUAUCUAAAUACUAAGCCACCCUGACCAGUUAUCCUGUACAUACUUUAGAUCUUCAACCCUUCGCUAUAUACGUAUGUAUAUACAUAGGUAGGUAUACAUACCAUCUGACCUAGCGUAGGUAUUUCCGGGGUAAACAACCUAGGUAUGUAGGUACAUACCGAACCGGGGUGUUUAUGCAUAAGUUGAUUGGCGCCGUACCAUGGCGGCCUGCAUGAAAAACCCCAGGAUCCGACGUCGUAGUUGCGAUACUACAUACCUAGAAUAGCAUGCCACACGCUCUCGGAGCCAGAUAUCCCGGACGGCCUGCUAUUCUGAACAGAUCUGCAGAUAUGGGCGCGACUUGCUAUCUCAUAAUUUUCUCACUCUUUGCUUUCUCAGGAUGAGUUUCUUUACCUGCUCUUACUACUACAUGGAAAGCUUAGAUGUUCACAAUUCUUACAAGAUCUGAGUGUUGUUAGGUUAGGUAGAUUAAGUAGUUAGUUACCGGACUCUUAUAUUAUACUAUGUCAAACUCGAAUGAGAAUCCAAGUCGAGAGAGUCAAAAGUAGACACAAGAAAACCCCCUGAGAUGGGCCACCUGCCUUCGCAAUGGGCGCGAUGACAAUGCGAACAAGCAGGCGAACCCUCGUCUCAGGCCCUCGCUUGCGACAAAUCGUCCUCGUCUCUGUGAUCUGCCUGGCGCUAUACUGUUUCCUCCCGGUACCCGACCACAGCCUCGACUCGUCGCAACCAGCUACGGCCGAUACCAUUCACCACCCACACUCCGCCGCCAACUCCAACCCGAAGGACAAGCCACCGCCGCUACCACCCGCCCUCCUCAACAGCCGCAUCCUCACAUCCGCGCAGUGCCUAACCGCCUUCCCGGGCCUGACCAAAGAAAUCGACGACGUCGUUUCCAAAGGCCCCUUCACGCUCCGCCGGAACCCGCACGGCCGAGGCCCGACCAUCCUCCGCAUCCGCGACGGACGCCUAUACGUCCUGACCUACGCGCGCAAAGUCGACCUAUCAGAAGACAUGCUGCAGCACCGCUCCGCGACCCUCCACCAGCUCGCCAACGCGCUCCUCACGGUCCCCCCCGCCGAGCCCCUCCCCGACACCAUCCUAGCCUUCAACCACGAAGACGACCCAACCUCGCCUUCCCUAUCAUACUCGCGCCCCGCCGACCCAUCCUUCAACGGCCCAAGCAAGCACUUCUUCACCAUCCCGCACUUCAGUUUCUUCGCCUGGCCCAUCUCCAGCGUGCGCUCCUUCCCGCGCGCCGCUCGAUCCGCCGCCGUUCUCGAAUCCCGGUUCUCGUCCUGGAGCUCCAAAGACCCGCGCGCCGUCUGGCGCGGCACCACCUGGUUCAACAGCCCGCGUGCCGGCGGCCGUCUGCGCCACGACCUAGUCCUAAGCGCGCGCGGGAAGCCGUGGGCCGACGUAGAGCCCCUCGCCGCGAACGGCAGCAACGCCUUGAUGAUUGAAGAUUUCUGCCGCUACCGAUAUAUCGUGCACACCGAGGGCGUGACGUACAGCGGGCGGUUCCAGUACCACCAGUUAUGUGCCAGUGUGGUUUUGGCACCGCCAAUCGCCUGGAUGCAGCAUGUCACGCACCUUGCGCGGCCCGUCUUUAGUUACCAGCUCGAGGGCGUGGAGCGCACUGCCCUUGAUAGUGGUAGGAAAUUGGUGCCGUACCCGGCGCCGUGGGUGAAGGAUGCUUGGCCGAAGGAGUACGAUCCCGGGGAGGCUAACAUCGUGUUUGUGGCGCCGGAUUGGAGUGACCUCGAAACUACGGUUGAGUGGCUAGAACGGCAUUCCAAGAUUGCCGAGGGCAUUGCGCGGCGGCAGAGGGAGCUAUUCGAUGGCGGGGGAUAUUUCAGCCCCGCGGCAGAGACGUGUUACUGGCGUGCCUUGCUCCGGGGUUGGAGCGAAGUGGUCCGGACCGAAGGACAGGGUUUCGAAAACCUAGAGGAGAUACCUUGGGAGGAAUUCAGCUUGAAAGAGAUCCAUAAGUAGCUUGCCACGGAAAAGAUACGUACAGCGGGUGUAGUAUAUGGGAAAACAUGGGCACAACGGUU